AUGCAGUGACAAGAACGGCCUGCCGGGGGCAGCAAUGCAACAGAUGCGCCCCGUUUGCCAAACACAAGAAGAAGAAGAUAAACGGAAGCAACAUAGCAAUAUUAACUGAGUACAGCAUUGAUCUAAAGCUCAUAACAACACAACGUCCUUGCUAGCGAGCAGCGGAUGCCGGCCUUCGAUUCAAAAAUGAUUUCACAUGGUUUUAAAAGCAGCAAAAAGGACUUUACCUUUGGUCCUUGGACAGUCACGACUGCAAAAAACCAUAUCAUGAAAUCUAAAGACAUUGAAAGAUUAUCCGAAGAGAUGAAUUUACCUUCCCUCCCAGAAAUGUUAUUUGGGGACAACAUCCUGCGCAUCCAACACAGCGACGGCUUUGGUAUUGAAUUCAACGCUAUUGAUGCCCUGAAGAGAGUCAACAAAUCAGAGCACACCGUCAAAGUGGCUUGUGCUCAACAAUGGCAAGAGAGCAGAUCUGUUUCUGAACAGUCUCAAGACGGGGUGAGACCGUAUGACUGGACUUUCACGACAGAUUACAGAGGGACCCUGAUUGGAGAGGAACUACAAAUGAAGGUGACUGAGACCACAGAAAAAAUUAACUUGGAGAAGCUGAGGGCCCGCGAACAGAUAGUGUUCUUCGAUGAGAUCCUUCUGUUUGAGGACGAGCUGCAUGACCAUGGAGUCUCAAUGAUAAGUGUAAAAAUUAGAGUGAUGCCCACCAGUUUCUUCUUAUUGCUGCGGUUUUUCCUACGAGUGGAUGGCGUGCUGAUAAGAAUACAUGAUACACGACUAUAUCAUGAGGCUGGAAAGAACUACAUGUUAAGAGAGUUCUGCUCAAGGGAAAGUAACAUAGCAGACUUGAAGAACGUUCCUGCAUCGCUCCACACAGAUCCCAAUGAGAUCGCUCAACAUCUAACACUAAAGCUCAGAGAGUGUGAGAAGUUGGAGCUUCCUGAGCAGGAAUGAGGAUGUUCAGUGAGCAAUAUAUUUACUUUUUGUGUUGCAUAAUGAACAACAUACAAUAUUAUCAUAGCGAAUCAUCGCUGUACAGGUAGGGAAAGAGCGAGGAGAAGUAGCAUCAUGUUUGUCACAUUUGUAUCAUAAUUGUAUCAUAAUUGUUUCAUAUUUGAUGAAUGGUAAACAUCAAAACAAAUUUGUUUUUAAAUGUAAAGUAAUUCGAACUGUCAAAGCGACACAUUCACAUUUACUCUAUGAAUGACUGCAUUGCAUUCGCUCCUCCACAGUUACAAUUCACAAACUCAUAAUUGAAAAUAUUUAAUUGUGUUAUUUCUUUGGAAUUUUUGAAUAUUUACUAGGGAUGGGUACCUUUUUAUACAUUUGAACCCGAUACAGUACCAAUUCCCCAGUACCUGGGAAUCGAUACUAGUACUUUACGGUGCAAAUUUUCAGUAAUGUUGUGUGUGUGUUCAUGUGAUAAUAAAGGUUUUUUUGAUUAAUCAUAAAACUUUUUUUUUUAUUGUAACAUUUUAACACUGAGCUGAUAAUAAUAUCUGUGCUGUCCAGGUGUUAUAUCUUUUUUUCUUACAUUUCUUAGUCUCAUUUGCAAGUCUGCAUUCAUUUUAGUUUGUCCUAGUCUAUCAAUGUUCUUAUUCAUCCAGGUCAUAUGUCAUCUCAGGGCAUUCAAUCGAUCGGAAAUUUACUUUUUGAUUUGUCUUAGAAGACGUUUUGCCGCUCAUGUAGUUAGACUAGAUCUGACCAUUGUAAGUCUAUGAGCAUGAACUGAUGAAGCCUACUCAGAUGAGCAGCGAAAUAUCUUCUAAGAAAACCAAACAGUCCAGUUGCAAUCGAUUGAAUGCCCUGAUUUGUCCUAGAUGUUUUCCCAUAGUCAGGAAGUAGUCUUUGCCAGUAGGUUGAAUGUGCCAGUCUUGUCUUUUGUUGAGUCCUACAAAGUGUUUAUACUGUAAGUAUUGUACUUAUCAAACCCCAUGUGUGUGAUUGUAAUAUGCAAUUAUUUACUCGCCAUGUAAAAUCGCUAAUGCUAAUCAGUAGCAUCAAUAUGGCAUAUCCAUUGUAAAUUAGCAUGGAGCUAGUGCAUUUUGAAAAGUGGAGCAUUACUUUUGAGCGCUUUCUAUCAGGCAUGCUUGCUUUGUUGCCAGUGAAAUUUCUAGCAAUACAAAAAGGCAGUCAGCUCUGAAUAGGCCUGGCACAGAGUAUGUAAAAUAUGGCACUGUUGGAUUUUAUAUGAAUUGGCACUUGAUAGUACCGACGUAAUUCGGUUGGUACCUAUAAAAGUACUGAAUGCGGUACCCCUUCCUACCUAAAACCAGAUAUUUACUUGAAUAUAACUACAAAAAACAAACAGACUUCUCCGUUGCUUGAUGUAGAAUGCGGUAUAUCCAAGUGGACAAAAAUAAUAAUGGAAUAAACAAUUUACCUACACUCAUGAUGAGCAUGAAUGUCAUACAUUUUUUGACUUUUAUGGAAUUAUUUCAACCUUUCAUCUUUUUUGGGGGGUGCUUUUUUUAUUGGAUCUGUUUUACAAUGCAUUAAUGACUGGGGAUUUGGACCACUGCGCAAUGUUUCUCCAUUGUCUUUCCAAUGUGUGCUAGAACAGUUUGUUUUUAAUUUCUUAUUUAAUGCCAGAUCACAAUAGAAGUAAUUUAGGGGUAACUUACAGGGGGAAAAAAACUUUAAAAAAAAAAGGUCUAUAUUGUUCUUUCAUAAAACAAAUUACAUAUAACUCAUAUAUGCCAUAAAAAUAUAUGUCUGGAUAUAAUCAUGUUCAUAAUUUAUCUGCUACUUGUAUCACAAUUGGAGGAUCGAUCUCAUUCAUAAAAUGGCAGGGUUUUUUUGUGGAUUUUUUUUGCCUUUCUAUUAGGGGUGUCCCAAAACAAACGUUUAACUUCCGACACAAUAAUAACAUAAGAGCUUUGCGUAUUGGCUGAUGCUGACAUUGAUUCGAUACAAUAUGAGCAAAAAAACCUUGUAUUAUUUUGUAAUGUGGAAUGUUCAAAAAGGGUUGAUGAAGUGAAAUUAGUCAAACAAGAGAACAAUGGUAGGAAUGAAAAACACUAAAUUAUAUAUCAUUAACCAUCUGGAAUGGACUUAUGCAGUGUUUAAAUUGAAGUGGAGUGGUAAUUCGGUUUUUUUUGGCGGCACCUAUUGGCAACAAUAAUUCAUGAAAUUAAGGUCAUGAUGCAGAAAGUUGAAUGAUGCGGACACGUUUGCUACUGGAUGCUUUCUAAUACGCUACUUUCUUGGAAAUUUGUACGUGUAAGUAAUAUGCAACUAUAAUUAUUUGAUACUUGUCUUUAUAUUGACAAUUGUACUUUUUUAGACUGCAAUAUUGUUCAAUAAAUGACACUUAUUACAAACCCCGUUUCCAUAUGAGUUGGGAAAUUGUGUUAGAUGUAAAUAUAAACGAAAUACAAUGAUUUGCAAAUCCUUUUCAACCCAUAUUCAAUUGAAUGCACUGCAAAGACAAGAUAUUUGAUGUUCAAACUCAUAAACUUUAUUUUUUUUUUGCAAAUAAUAAUUAACUUAGAAUUUCAUGGCUGCAACACGUGCCAAAGUAGUUGGGAAAGGGCAUGUUCACCACUGUGUUACAUCACCUUUUCUUUUAACAACACUCAAUAAACGAUUGGGAACUGACGAAACUAAUUAUUGAAGCUUUGAAUGUGGAAUUCUUUCCCAUUCUUGUUUUAUGUAGAGCUUCAGUCGUUCAACAGUCCGGAGUCUCCGCUGUCGUAUUUGACGCUUCAUAAUGCGCCACACAUUUUCGAUGGGAGACAGGUCUGGACUGCAGGCGGGCCAGGAAAGUACCCGCACUCUUUUUUUUACAAAGCCACGCUGUUGUAACACGUGCUGAAUGUGGCUUGGCAUUGUCUUGCUGAAAUAAGCAGGGGUGUCCAUGAAAAAGACGGCGCUUAGAUGGCAGCAUAUGUUGUUCCAAAACCUAUAUGUACCUUUUCAGCAUUAAUGGUGCCUUCACAGAUGUGUAAGUUACCCAUGCCUUGGGCACUAAUGCACCCCCAUACCAUCACAGAUGCUGGCUUUUGAACUUUGCGUCGAUAACAGUCUGGAUGGUUCGCUUCCCCUUUGGUCCGGAUGACACGAUGUCAAAUAUUUCCAAAAACAAUUUGAAAUGUGGACUCGUCAGACCACAGAACACUUUUCCACUUUGCAUGAGUCCAUCUUAGAUGAUCUCGGGCCCAGAGAAGCCGGCGGCGUUUCUGGAUGUUGUUGAUAAAUGGCUUUCGCUUUGCAUAGUAGAGCUUUAACUUGCACUUACAGAUGUAGCGACCAACUGUAUUUAGUGACAGUGGUUUUCUGAAGUGUUCCUGAGCCCAUGUGGCGAUAUCCUUUAGAGAUUGAUGUCGAUUUUUGAUACAGUGCCGUCUGAGGGAUCGAAGGUCACGGUCAUUCAAUGUUGGUUUCCGGCCAUGCCGCUUACGUGGAGUUAUUUCUCCAGAUUCUCUGAACCUUUUGAUGAUAUUAUGGACCGUAGAUGUUGAAAUCCCUAAAUUUCUUGCAAUUGCACUUUGAGAAACGUUGUUCUUAAACUGUUUGACUAUUUGCUCACGCAGUUGUGGACAAAGGGGUGUACCUCGCCCCAUCCUUUCUUGCGAAAGACUGAGCAUUUUUUGGGAAGCUGUUUUUAUACCCAAUCAUGGCACCCACUUGUUCCCAAUUAGCCUGCACACCUGUGGGAUGUUCCAAAUAAGUGUUUGAUGAGCAUUCCUCAACGUUAUCAGUAUUUAUUGCCACUUUUCCCAACUUCUUUGUCACGUGUUGCUGGCAUCAAAUUCUAAAGUUAAUGAUUAUUUGCAAAAAAAAAAAAGUUGAUCAGUUUGAACAUCAAAUAUGUUGUUUUUGUAGCAUAUUCAACUGAAUAUGGGUUGAAAAUGAUUUGCAAAUCAUUGUAUCCCGUUUAUAUUUACAUCUAACACAAUUUCCCAACUCAUAUGGAAACAGGGUUUGUACGUAUGUCUAGCUCAGUCCUUCUCAAAUAAUUCUUCUCUUGUGUGCUUAUUGGAGGACAUUUAGAUGUUAACUUAAGUAUUGUAAACUGCUUGUAUUGGACAUUUUACAUGCAAGCCGAUGUAAUCCGAUACUUGUUGGUACUUGUGUUUUUUGCUGUCUAUUAUGAAAGUGUGAAUUGUAACUGUGGAGGAGUGAUUGCGAUGCAGUUUGUGUCCAUGUUCGUAAAGCUCCCACCCACCACAACCCAAAACUGUAAACUUUGGGGGGCACACUGAGCUACUUUCAUCCCCCAAGUCACUCAUGAGAAGUUGUUACAGGUCUCAUCAAUUUCACACUAAAACAACAGUUCUUGACCUUUUUAAUAUAGGGGCUCAACUUUUCGACUACAGAAGGGCUUGGGGCCCACUCAAAUAUUAACACUUAAGUAGUAAUCUUACUCUUGAUUUUAAUCUUUUUCAACAAUUGUAUCCAAUGUACUUACAGUUUAACAGGUUAAACCUUGUCAAAUGAUAUGAAAGCAUGUGUUAAUCACAAAGAUUUUUUAUCAAGGCUUAGGUCAGGCUGAUUACACAAAUAAGUACUAGUCAAUUAUACUGCAAAACAAGACAUUUACAUGCAGUUACAGAGUUUUAAAUACAUACUUUCUACCUAAAUUAAUAUUAAAAUUAAAGUGCACAUGAAAAUACAGCUUCACCACUUUAGUCAUAUUUUUUGUGCUUAAACUUAUCAAUGACUUAGUUUCAGACUUCUUUGGUUUGUUUGAUAUUGACAAUACUGCCACAAGUGGUAGAAACGGUUAUUACAACUGAGUACCGCUGCGGCCCAUACGGACUACAGCUGAGAAAAUAUCUUUUUAGACGGCCCUCUAGGAGGUCUUCCCGACCCAAGAAACACUGUUCUAGAACAUUUAGCACAGCUUAAUAAAGGAUUUAGGUAAAUAUAUGUAUAUAUUUGAGACUUCAUGUACAGUUUUGACACUGAGUGGAUUAAAAAUAAAUUCAAAUUUGCAUUUAUUUCUUGUUUUUAAAACUCAUCUGAUGUGUAUGUCUUUACUUGGUUCACCGUGCAAAAAAUGGUUCCAAAAAUUUAGAAAACCCAAUUUAAUGACAUUCAUACUUGGUGAAUUGAUGUAAAAUUUGUGACUGUACACCAGGAAGUCGUGUAUAUAAUACCUUUUCAUUUAAACACAUUCAAAGUACCGCAUUUUUCAGACCAUAGGGCGCACCGGAUUUUAAGGCGCAUUGCCGAUUAGCGGGUCUAUUCAGGUCUAUUUUCAUACAAAAGGCACACCGGAUUAUAAGGCGCAUUAAAAUGGUGAUAUUAAGAUGACAUUUUUUAAUAUUUAAAACAUAUGCUGGCAAAGGUAACAUUAUAACGCGUUAAAUAUACGUUCCUUUAACAGCGAUAAUUAUUUCAACGCGCGAUUAACAUUUUUGACCCUCAGCCCGUUCCGUAAAUUGUGGAUAUUUGUGUAAUGGAAUCUAGUUACUGUUGAGCCUCAGGCUCGAAAAUAGCUAGCAGAACUCCACAAAGGAAGGGGGACCUUUUGGAAAUUUUAGAUCCAAAGCCAUGGCAAGUCAAUUUUACCUUAAUUCGCCAUGGAAAAACAUAAUUGGAGCGAACACUGAGCGUGCAUUGCUGCUUGGAGUGAGGAGAAGCUUCACGUCCAUGUUUGAAUUACAGUUAAAGUGCAUUGAAAACAUAAAAUGUAGAUAAUUACUCGAACUGCUUUAGUAAGAUGGAAUACAACCUCAGCAGAAACAAAGACUAGAAAGGAAGUCUAAAGUCACUUUUAUCGGACAUUUUCCUCAAAACAUGUCAAAUCUUUUCUCAUACCAUCGCACCCGAUCAUGCUAUUCUGUUACUCUGUGCUAUUCUGUGAUAUUUCUGCCUAAAUAAAUGUUUUUUGGCAGAUUGAAGUUAAAUGUAUUGUAAUGGCAGCGGCGAUGUGAAGAAGGAAGACUUUCUGUCUUUGAACAAACUUGUCUUGUUCUUCGCUACUACUGAGACUAGGUUUAAUACUGCCCUCUGCAGCCCACAUCGGGUAAUUACAGUUGACUACACAAUAUUACCAUCGCUAUGGUAUAUAACCUGUUCUGAUUGAUAGUCGGCAAUUGAAUAAAUAUUACAUUUUAUCAAUAAGUAGGUAGAGAAUGUUAAAACAUUGUCAUGCAGAGAUAUGAUUGCCAUUAACUUGCACUACUGUGCAUAAAUUUGGGCCAAUAAUUCCAUAAGCACACUAUAUCCACUCAUCACCCUGCAGAAGAAAGCAUCAAGGGUCAUUCAUAAGGCAGGAUAUAGGGAUCACAAAAAUACUUUUUUCUUACAUUCAAAACUACUGAAAUGUAUAAAUCGUGUGAAACUACAAUCAGUACAAAUUACAUUUAAAGCAAGAUAAAGUGUAAAGUGGGUAAAAGAUUAUUGAUAAUAUAUAUUAUUAUGACCGGUAAAUGUAUCUGUAUAUAAUAAUAAUGAUGAUAAUAAAGCUAGUUAUUUUGUUUAUAAAUACAGGUUGGGAGUAAAUAUGUUUCACUUCUUCCCACUCCUUUUUGGAUAUGAAAACACCUAACCAUUAUGUAUUGUUUUCAUUUUUAUGUGUUUUUAUUGUGAAAUAUUUGUUUCUAUUUCUGCACCUUACUGUAAUGUUAUCAAGGUUAUUUCAUUUUUUCCAUUAUUUCUACUUUUGCUUUGUUUUUAACAUCCAUCCAUCCAUUUUCUACCGCUUGUCCCUUUUGGGGUCGCGGGGUGUGCUGGAGCCUAUCUCAGCUGCAUUCGGGCAUGUCAAAAAAACAACUACCACUACUAACUCGUGCAACAUGUAAAGUACAUAAUAUCAGAAAAAUGUUUUCAUGAAGAAAAAAAUAUCACCUAACAUCUUUGACGAUCAAAGCAUGAUCGUAACAAUCCACAUUUUAUGUUGUUAAUGCAUGAAACUAUCGAAACAUGGAAGUAUAGCUCCUCUCUAAGUGCAAGUGCUUCUACUUUAAAGCAAGAAUACAAAUGAUGUAUUCCUACAAAAUAGAAAAUCUGGCAAGACGCCAACUUACUGCAAGUAUUUUUAUUAUGUUCAUAUCCUUUUCGUGUUAAGCUGUUUCAAAAAGCAUAAUGUUAAAAAAACCCACAUCUAAUUAAAGCAAACUAAUUGUCCAGUCAUGGUAUUAAAAACUUUAAAAAUUAUAUGUCUAGAGUCCACUUGUUAAUUACGAAAAAUUAUAUCUUUCUACGAUUAAUCGUGAUAAUUUUGAGUUAACUACGGACAAAAUGCGAUUAAUUGCGAUUACACAUUUUUAUCGUUUGACAGCCCUAUUUAAAAGACUUACUUGUGGUCUACAUAACAUGUAAUAGUGGUUAAUUGGUCAAAA
This is a messenger RNA of Nerophis lumbriciformis (worm pipefish), 8303 nucleotides long. Lineage: Eukaryota; Metazoa; Chordata; Actinopteri; Syngnathiformes; Syngnathidae. The record is from RefSeq and is a predicted model, not a curated record.